UCUUCUUCCGGACUUUUCACUUUUACCAUUAUACCCCUCCACCCCUUCCCUCCGUCCGUGCGCUGAACACCCCUCAACUCCACCGCGCUGCGCACGAUAACCCCCGGCGCACGACAGCCCCAGCCCCGAAAACCAUGUCCGAGCGAAUCGCGAAAACGAGAAAGAGCACCACCCAAACGCAACCCUCUCUUUCCCCUCCCUCCCCAAACAUUCCCAAAAUGCCCCGCAGAUCCCUCCUAAAACCCACCCUCGCCACCGCCCUCACCCUCUUCGCCUUCUACGCCUUCUCCACCACCAUCAUCUCUCCCAGAAUCGACUCCUCUCAAUCCUUCUCCGUCCCGAAUCCAGACGCACCUCAAUAUUCCGAUUCCCAUCCCUCAUCUGCGGCCCCCAAGAUCUACGUCUACGAUCUCCCUCGCAAAUUCACCUACGGCGUCAUCGACAGCUACGUCACUGCCCGUGGCAAUUCCCCCCCAUCCCCACUAAAGUACCCCGGCAACCAGCACUCCGCCGAGUGGCAUCUCUUCGCCGAUCUGACCCGUCCGGAUCGCCCUGCUGACUCGCCCGUCGUGCGUGUCCUCGAUCCGGAGCAGGCGGACCUCUUCUACGUCCCAUUCUUCUCGUCGCUGAGCCUUGUUGUGAAUCCGGUGCGGUCAACUGGUGGGACCUACAGCGAUGAGGAGAUGCAGGAGGAGCUGGUGGAGUGGUUGGAGAGUCAGGAUUACUGGAGGAGGAAUGCCGGGCGGGACCAUGUGUUUAUAUGCCAGGACCCGAACGCGCUCUACCGGGUGGUGGACCGUGUCAAGAACGGGGUGCUGCUGGUGUCGGAUUUCGGGCGGUUGAGGCCGGACCAGGCGUCACUGGUGAAGGAUGUGAUAUUGCCUUAUUCACAUAGGAUCAAUUCGUUCAAUGGCGAUGCUGGGGUUGAGAGUAGGAAAUCUCUGCUAUUCUUCAUGGGGAAUCGAUACCGGAAAGAGGGUGGGAAAAUUCGUGACACACUCUUCCAGAUUCUUGAGAAGGAGGAAGAGGUAGUAAUAAAACAUGGAGCACAGUCCAGGGAGAGUCGACGUAUGGCUACACAAGGGAUGCAUUCAUCCAAGUUCUGUUUACAUCCUGCCGGAGAUACACCCUCAGCCUGCAGACUCUUUGAUGCGAUUGUGAGCUUGUGUGUUCCGGUGAUAGUCAGUGAUUAUAUUGAGUUGCCUUUUGAAGAUGUCAUAGACUAUCGAAAAAUUGCAGUAUUUGUAGAUACAGCCACAGCCGUGCAGCCUGGAUACCUGACUUCCAUGCUGAGGGAUAUAAGCACAGAGAGGCUUAUGCAAUUUCAGCAGGAGCUUAAAGCGGUGAAGCGGUAUUUUGAGUACGAGGAUCCAAAUGGAACGGUGAAGGAGAUCUGGCGUCAAGUCUCUAUGAAGCUGCCCCUAAUAAAACUGAUGAUCAAUCGUGAGAAACGCCUUGUGCAAAGGGAUUUGCCCAGUCCCGACUGCUCUUGUCUCUGUUCAAACCAAAGCGGGACAGCUACCAACAUAUGAUGUGGCUCUUGAUAUCCACGUGGAAGGACUUGUGUCUGGAAUCUCUAAACUGGACUCAUAUUAUCUGAGGCGGAUUUUUUUGGGGAAAUGAAGCAUGCACUGGCUACCCUUCCUUGACUGAAAGUGACCUGCAUUUGUCAUAGCUUGCGGUGUAACAACGGCAAUACAAGAAAUUUCUCACAAAGGCAAUACAAGAAUUUUCCCACUGAGAUGGCGCAGGCACGUGUAUCCUUCACCUUCAAAUAAGAUUGUCUUUAUAGUAUUCAUUUCUUGCACUUCUUUUGUGAUUUUUGAGGCUAUUCAUAUUGCUUUCUUGACAUUGAAAUGGCAAUGCCAAAUAUAGCUGAUAUGAAGGCAGGAUGUUGUAAUUUGUUUCAUGUGUACAUACAGUCAAAAAAGAAAAAAAUAAAUAAAAUAAAAUCACGCCGUGUUAGAUUA
This is a messenger RNA of Magnolia sinica, 1970 nucleotides long. Its product is annotated as probable arabinosyltransferase ARAD1. The record is from RefSeq and is a predicted model, not a curated record. Gene Ontology annotation, molecular function: glycosyltransferase activity. The coding region runs from base 135 to 1532 and encodes 465 amino acids. NCBI's taxonomy places the organism in Eukaryota, Viridiplantae, Streptophyta, Magnoliopsida, Magnoliales, Magnoliaceae. The transcript has 3 exons.